Molecule: messenger RNA, 3977 nt
Organism: Striga asiatica
Lineage: Eukaryota; Viridiplantae; Streptophyta; Magnoliopsida; Lamiales; Orobanchaceae
Source: the annotation of a GenBank genome assembly
CUCUCCUCUCGUAUAAACACGCACAGCCACAGGUAUAUAAGCAUUCUCCUAUAUCUUCAUCUCCAUCGGCUUCAUAUAUAUAGACGAGCGCAAACGAGCCAAAUUCGUCCUGUUGUAAAACCCUAGAUCCAUCCAAUUCACUUCUACAAUAAGAUUAGGUAGGUGAAAAGAAAGCAAAUUAAAAUACCCAGGUGAUUUGAAUUAAUGGCCGAUCCCCAAGGGUUGGAAGGGAGCCAACCAGUUGAUCUCUCUAAGCAUCCUUCUGGGAUUGUCCCAACCCUCCAGAAUAUUGUUUCAACAGUCAAUUUAGACUGCAAACUUGAUCUAAAAGCUAUAGCACUGCAAGCUCGCAAUGCGGAAUACAAUCCUAAGCGUUUUGCUGCUGUGAUCAUGCGGAUUAGAGAACCCAAAACAACAGCUCUUAUUUUUGCAUCUGGAAAGAUGGUUUGUACUGGAGCCAAGAGUGAAGAACAGUCGAGAUUGGCUGCUAGAAAGUAUGCUAGGAUCAUUCAAAAGCUUGGUUUCCCAGCCAAGUUUAAGGAUUUCAAGAUUCAAAACAUUGUUGGUUCUUGUGAUGUGAAAUUCCCCAUUCGACUUGAAGGACUUGCCUAUGCUCAUGGCGCUUUUUCAAGUUAUGAACCGGAACUCUUCCCUGGAUUAAUAUACCGGAUGAAACAGCCAAAGAUAGUGCUGCUAAUUUUUGUCUCUGGAAAGAUUGUUCUCACUGGUGCAAAGGUCAGGGAAGAGACAUAUACUGCCUUUGAAAAUAUAUACCCAGUGCUCACUGAGUUUCGGAAAGUUCAGCAGUGGUAUGGAAAAAUGGUGGUCUUGAUUGCUGCAUUGAGUUAUUGCAUUCUAGUUUCUUGUUAAUAUUUGUGCUAAUUGCUCCCGCUAAUAGAUUAAUGAAUGUGCAUAUGCUGUGUGGGCUUUUGUGUCACACUGGCUGUGGGUUUGGAUAUAAAUACCAUUUAAUUGGGACAUACCCUACUUGUAGGAAUAUAAUGGUUCAACAGUAAAGAAUACAUUAGCAGAACAUUUAUGAAUUGGUUUCACUAGUGGAAGAAUGUACAACACAAGUCAAACUUACUUAGGUGGAUAGCGGAGACGGGAAGUUUCUACAGGUCACUAGUCAACUAAAAUUUAUAUGUAACGAGUAUAAUUUGUCGUGUUUGAUAAUUUGGAUGAAGGUAGACCUUAGAAGAAAGCUGCUGUUUCAGUUAUUUUUUUCUUUAAAUAUGGAGCAUUUCAAUUAAGAUUCUUGUGAUGAAGAUUUUUUGUGCUAAGGUAACUAGCACUUUUAACGAUUUUUCUAUCUGAUGGUAGAUUUAAUCAGAAGUCGAGCACCAUCUCUAGAGAGCCAUGAGGAGUUGAAGAACAUCUGGGAUUGCUUCCACUCAUCAUGGAGAUUACCUGUAAAUAUCUGUAGUGAUGGGGCUAUCUCAUUAGAAUUAUAUUAGUUGAAGUCAUCUAUUUUGGCAACUUUCAUGUGGCCAUGUACUUAUGGCGGAACAAAUUGUACCGAGAGAUGAGAGGCUAAUAAACUGUAAUGGUGUUGCCGCUACUACCUACAAAUUCGAGAUCUUAUUCCUAUAGUUCUUUGUCGUGAACGUUUUUGGUUUGAUCUUUCUCUAUUGUGAUCAAUUUCAUUUUCAUUUUUGUUCUUUGUGAAUUAGUACACAUCAAGACUUGAUUACUGGCAUGAAUUGCUUCUCCACAUUUCUUUUGUUAAAUAUUUCUGUGUGAUCUAAUAAAAACUUGGUUGGCUGCCAAUGCUCUUAUUUUCCAACACUGGAGAAAUACAAUGCAAUCACAUCCUAUUCUUUAGCAUCCGGUUUUCAAUUUUCUCCUUUUGCAAUAGAGCAUGCAUGAAAACCAAGAAAGCAAAAACCAUAGCAACUAUUUACAUAUGCUUCUUUGUAGUUAAUUAUUGUGACAAACUAUCCUCUUACACUUCUCCAAAACAUAGCAACCAUAACAGCAAAAAGUCCCACCAAAUAUCCCAACCCAAAAGGGAGAUUAUCUAUGUACCACAUACUCCCAUCAUCUUCUUCUUCAUCAACCCCUGCCUGCAAAACACCACCAUCAUCACACCUCUUCCGAAUCACAAACCCACAAAGCUUUGGAUUCCCCUCAAAAGAAGCCGCCGGAAAUGUAUCAAACUGUCCCCCUCUCGGAAUUUCCCCUUCAAGAUCAUUAUUUGCAACGCUAAACAAAGAAAGAAAACUAAGACCAGUCAACGACUGUGGAAUCUCGCCCGUCAGAUUAUUUCCCGACAUAUCCAACAUCUCCAAAUUCACGAGAUUCGACAGCUGGCCGGGUAUGCCGCCGUUGAAAUUAUUAUCAGCGAGUUCCAACACGCGAACAAGCCUAAGCCUUCCUAUUUCUUCCGGAAUAUUCCCACUCAGAUUAUUACUGUUCACCUUCAAAGACCUCGGCAGAUUAAACAGACGGUUAUAUUGGUGGGCAUCGAAUAAAAAAGGCAGUGCCAAAUAACUCAAAUCGGAGCUCGUGUUAUCCGAGAUCAAAGCCGAGAGAUGAGUUAUUUCUCUCGGGAGCUGACCCGAAAGCUCAUUUUGAGUCAAGUUCAGAACAAAUAAACUCGGCAUUGAUCCUAGCCAUGUUGGGAUCGAACCCGAGAUCUUGUUAUAAGAAAGAUUAAGCAUUUUGAGCCUUCUCAGCUUCGAAAUCCAAUACGGUAUUCUUCCCUUGAGCUGGCAUCCUCCAAGAGUCAAAAUCUGCAGAUUUUGAAACGAGAAAUCGUCAUAAUCAUCAUCAUCGGGCAUUGUUUCAUCUCUAAAACAUCUCGACAUGAACAAGACUGCCAGCUCAUCACAGUGCCUCAGAAUCUUCAAUGCUCCGGCAACGUUCGACAGAUAAUUGUCCGAAACCGAGAAAUGAGUUAAGGAUGUUAACGAAGCCAUGCACGGCGGGAUUUCUCCCGAAAGCUUGUUAUAUGCCAGUCGAAGGGCUGUUAUCGACCUGCAAAGGCAAAAGCUACUCGGAAUUCCCCCAAUGAAGCUGUUAUUCCCGAGAUCGAUGGCUUGGAGAUUUUGUAGCGUAGAGAAAUCGAGUUUCGAAAUUUCUCCUGAAAAGUUAUUGUUGCGUAAGAGCAGAGUUUUCAGGCUGGAGCAGUUUGUUAGAGACUGAGGCAGGGGACCUUCCAAGCUAUUUGUGUGAAGCUGAAGUUGCUCUAAAUUGGAAAGCAACCCAAUAGCAAGAGGAAUUUCUCCAGUUAACUCGUUCACUUGGAGCUCUAAACUGGUGAGAUUGGGAAGGUGAACAAUGGAGUCAUUGAUUGGCCCAGAAAACAGAUUGUUAGACAGAGAGAUUUGUUGAAGCGUUUUCACCUCGUAAAGAUCGUACGGCAGAAACCCCGAUAAAGAGUUAAAAGCAGCCUUGAAAAUUAUCAGCUUCGAACAUUCACCAAGCCCAGGCAAAACAGACCCAUUAAAUUGGUUAUUUGAAAGAUCCAAGACCUAAUUCGGCAAAUGCCGGAAAAACGCAGGAUCUAAGGACCCGUUUAGCCGAUUGCUCGAUAAAUCCAAAAACCGGAUGGAAAGGAGCGAAGAUUGUGGUGGGGUUUGGAGCGAACCGGAAAAUCGGUUGAAACUCAAGUCCAGAUUUUGCAGACGGGAUAAGGAGUGAAAAACCGAGAAUUGGAGAGGGCCGGUGAGAAGAUUGUGGGAGAGAUUGAGGCGAGAGAGAUAGGAAAGGUUUGCUAGAAAGGGAAGAUCGAGUUUGCCGGAGAGGGAUUUUCCGGGCAGCGAUAGGCCGGUGACUCGAGGAUUUUUGCGAUGGUUUAACGUGCAAGAAAUGCCUUCCCAUUGGCAGCAAUCAGUUGAUAAAGACCAGUUGAGAUGAGGGGAGUUUGCAAAAGAUAAUAGGGAUUGGCGCUCGAUUUCCUUGCAGGCGAGUACGUUUUUUUCGAGUAGAGAGAUCAGAAGAGCAAAGAGGAAGUAGCAAAGAGGUAACAUCUG